This is a messenger RNA of Perca flavescens (yellow perch), 1487 nucleotides long. RefSeq names its product putative monooxygenase p33MONOX. NCBI's taxonomy places the organism in Eukaryota, Metazoa, Chordata, Actinopteri, Perciformes, Percidae. The transcript is spliced from 8 exons. Gene Ontology annotation, cellular component: cytoplasm. Bases 217 to 1137 code for a protein of 306 amino acids. The record is from RefSeq and is a predicted model, not a curated record.
CACAAGGCAGUCGACGCACGGUGUUGUCAACCGUUGUUAGUUGCCAGCUUAGUGGCAUCUUGUCCUUCAUCCAGCUCCGACUGGUUCCGCUAGCUGAAUGCGUCGACCAUACCAGCAGCCACCAAACUGCACCCUGGAAAUACAUAAUUGAACGAAUCAACGCUUCUCGGUUGACAUCCUGUCCUGGUUGAUCUUGUUCAUUGUCUUACUGAAAUCAUGUCUGGCUCAGGGGACUUACCAGCCUUGGAGGGUUCGGGAAUGGGCGGGAUGAGGCUUCCCGUCGGGAUGACCCGACGAGCCCUCAGCUACGAUGAUAACCUGGAGGCCCCCAUGUCCACGCCCCCCCAUGACAUCAGCAUCAACAAACUGUGGAGACGACCCGUCAUACCGGAUAGGAAGUUUAACCAACUAGCUGAGGAGGAUGAGAGUGGUUCAGUGAGUCGGUCUAAAGUGACGGACAGCGCCCCCUCCAGGUCACCAGUUGUAGUGAAAACCAAGGCCUCCUCCAUCAUCAUGAAUUCUCUCAUCACCAAGCAGACUCAGGACAGUGUAUACAAUUUUGAGCAGAGGGCCGGGCUCACCGACACCAGCUACACUCCCCACAAAGGCCUCACCGCUGAGGAGACGAGACACCACCACCGCAUGCCUGAAUCCCUCCAGAAACUGCAGAUCCAGAGCAUGGAGGCCAGAGAAGAGCGACAGAGCUCCUCCGCCCAGUCCACUCCAUCCAACACACCACACAGCUCCCCGAGACAACAACGCAGGGGCUGGUUCGGCAGUACGAGUUCAGAUGUCAGCUCCUCCAACAGCAGUGUGGACCUGGCCGGAGGAGACAUGGCGGUCGAACGGUGGAGCGUGUUCGGGCCUCGGCCGCUCGUCCAGAAAUCGACUUCGGACCUGGGAUCAGACUCUGCCACCGCAGGAGGCUUUGCGCUGCAGGCAUAUCGUGGUGCCCAGAAGCCAACCGCCAUGGAGGUGAUGAAGUCACAGGCCACGCGUCUGGCUGACCACUCCGCCGCUCAGUCAAUGGCUCCUCCCAAAAUGGAGAUUCCCACAGUGGAUGGUCGACGGGAGGGAGCGCGAGCACACAAGCUCAAACCCAGAGACAUGAACGUUCUGACGCCCUCUGGCUUCUGAGCGGAAGCACCACACCUGUCAGAGCUGCUCAUCACGCAGACACCAAAGGUCCCAUGAAAUGACAACGUCUCUGUGUUGUUAUGGGUUUAGGAUGAAAUUUCCAUCCAAUGAUGUCAUCGUAGACUUUUGGGGUCAGCAAAUCUUUUUCAUUACAACUUGGGUCUCAUUUUUGUAGUUUUGUAUAUAAUUCCUGUAUUCUCACACAACGGUUCGCACAUUUUCAAUAAUAUGACCGUUCUAUUCAACGUUGGGAAACGGCGACAGUUACGUGAUUGUAGAGCUGGGCAAUAUAUCGAUAUUAUAUUGAUAUCGUGAUAUGAGACUGGAUAUCGUCUUAGAUUUUGGAUAUC